AUGAAUCUCACUUUCUCAACGAAAAACCCCAACAAACGAGUGGUGUUUUUCUACGAUCCGAUCACGAUUAACUUACUUGUAGCAGAUACCCAAAUUGCUAACGGGUCGUUUGUGAACUCGUUUGUGAGUGAACCGAAUAAUAUUACGGUUGUACGGUCGCAGCUGUACGGAGCGAAUCUGUUACUGGAAUCGAGUACGGUGAAUCAGAUCAGCGCAGAUCUGAAGAAGAAAUCUGGAAUGCCGUUGAAGAUUUAUCUGGAUACGAAAACGCAAGUGAAGAUCGAGUCGAUUAAAAGCAAAAAAGUUGGGAUUCGGAUCGUGUGUGAAGGUAUUCAUAGCUUGGUUCCGAAGGGCGGUGGCGGUGGUGGUAAGUCUGGUAACUCGACGGCGGCGGCGGCGGUGGCGGCGACGGUGACGGAUGCGAAAUGUAAUGUGGAUUUGAGGAUUAAGAUCUGGAAAUGGACGUUUUCGAGUUAA
Molecule: messenger RNA, 477 nt
Organism: Helianthus annuus (common sunflower)
Lineage: Eukaryota; Viridiplantae; Streptophyta; Magnoliopsida; Asterales; Asteraceae
Exons: 1
Coding region: 1-477 (158 amino acids)
Cellular component (GO): plasma membrane
Source: RefSeq, a predicted model, not a curated record